Molecule: messenger RNA, 252 nt
Organism: Tuber melanosporum (Perigord truffle)
Lineage: Eukaryota; Fungi; Ascomycota; Pezizomycetes; Pezizales; Tuberaceae
Exons: 1
Coding region: 1-252 (83 amino acids)
Source: RefSeq, a predicted model, not a curated record
AUGGAUAGCGGUAUGAUAGUCUUAUGCUGUAGAUUAUUUUUGAGGGUUGUGAAUGCAGACCAGAAAGCCCUGUUUCGAUACCGGCGGUGGCUGGCAGGUAGCUUCCUGUGGCUUGGUGCCCCGCAUGCUUGGAUUUUAAUUUUUGUUUCUGUGCAACCUCCCUAUCCGAGCCCCAGUUGUCCACCGUCACCACCACAUCUACCAUCCCCCACCAUCACCCCCGAGCUCUCCACCUGCGAUAGCUAUUCAUAA